ACCCCGACGAUACCUUCCCCUCCCCUUCCUUCCUCCCUCCCCCCUCCACCACCGCCGCGACGGCGACCCCCCAGCCGCACGCCGAAGCGACCCCCUCCGCCCGGACCGCGUCUCUCCAGCCCUAGGGUUUCCGCCUCCUCUCCGCCCAUAGCCAUCUCCACGCGGCACGCCGCAGCCCCGCGGAUUCCUCCCCCCUUUUCGAGCUCAAAAUUGCGGCUUUUCCGCUCGAUUCUCGGGCACGAAUCGGCCAUUGAUUUCCUCCGGUUAUCCAAGGUUUUCCCCUGAUUUUUCGGGGCGCGAGCGGGGGCUUCCCGAGGCGAUUGGUGCUCUGGAGCGGUCUCUUGUCCGCCGCGGGUUCGGGUUGCGGCUGAAGGCCUCGCCGAUUUUUCCAUGAGCGUGGGCCGCGCGAGCUGCCGGGGCCCCGGUCGUCGGGGCGCGCGCGCGGGGUGCUCGUGUUAAUGCAUCGGCUGACCUGCGGCUGCAAGUUCGCCGACCCCGACACGGUCGUCCCCUCCGCGGCGGCGGCGUCGCAUCGCGUGCGGCCGGACACCAUGAGCUGCGGCAGCGACGGGUGCAGGGACGGCGGCAGCGGCGGCGGCAGCGAGGGGUUCGGGCGGUCGCGGCCGAGCAAGGUCGCGGCCGACGACUCGGUGGAGCCCGCGCGGUGCUCCGACGCCACGUCGCCGCCGGGGUCCUGGAUUGACAGGAAGCUGCUGGUCGAUCCCAAGAUGCUGUUCGUCGGAUCCAAGAUUGGGGAGGGCGCCCACGGCAAGGUCUACAAGGGCAAGUAUGGUGAUCAGAUUGUAGCCAUAAAAGUUCUCAACAGUGGCAGUACCCCCGAAGAAAAAGUAACACUUGAAGAUCGUUUCAUCCGAGAAGUAAAUAUGAUGUGUAAAGUGAAACAUGAUAAUCUUGUCAAGUUCAUUGGAGCCUGCAAGGAACCAUUGAUGGUGAUUGUGAGUGAGCUGCUACCAGGGAUGUCGCUGAAAAAUUACUUGAACAGCAUCCGGCCCAGCCAACUAGAUAUGCAUACUGCAUUAGGCUAUGCACUCAACAUAGCUCGUGCAAUGGAAUGUUUACAUGCCAAUGGAAUAAUACACAGAGACCUGAAACCUGAUAAUCUGUUGCUUACUGCAAACCGUAAGAAGCUGAAGCUUACUGAUUUUGGACUUGCACGAGAGGAAACUGUGACUGAAAUGAUGACAGCUGAAACUGGGACAUACCGAUGGAUGGCCCCAGAGUUAUACAGCACUGUCACACUUCAACGUGGUGAAAAAAAGCACUACACAAAUAAAGUGGAUGUGUACAGCUUUGGCAUCGUCCUCUGGGAGUUGCUGACCAAUAAAAUGCCAUUCGAAGGCAUGUCGAAUCUACAAGCUGCAUAUGCUGCUGCUUUUAAACAAGUACGCCCAGCUUUCACUGAGGACACCCCCCAGGAGCUCGUGUCCAUUGUGCAGUCAUGCUGGGUCGAGGACCCCGCGAUGCGGCCCAGCUUCAGCCAGAUCAUCCGCAUGCUGGACGCUUUCCUCACGAUGAUCCCUCCACCACCCCCUUCGGAGCAAGACGAGGACACGACGGAGUCGGAAGACACAACGUCAUCGCUGAGCAGCAAGAGCUCCUCGGUCUCCUCCAUCGUUUCCCGCGCGACAAGCAAGCUCUCGGUCGUCCGCCAUCUGUUUGCCUCGAAGAAGGGCGGCAGCAAUGGGAAGGCAUGAUCCGCGCCCGCCGAUCAUGCCCCUGAGACGUUUUUCCUUGGUGCUGUAAAGGUGUUAGCCUAGGUUAAUGAUGAUACAGUGGUGGGGAUGAUGAUACAAGAAGAGGGAUCUUGUUUAGCCUAGGGUUUAGUUUGCUUGUUUUGUGUUUUGAUGAUACGGACGAAAAAGGAUGAAAUGCAACUUGUGCAAGCUAUGUGAUGUAUAGCUGGCGGCUGCUCUACCAUAAACUUUUGUAUGCUGCCAUUGAGCUCAAUCCAAUCCCCUCUUGUUUUCA
This is a messenger RNA of Triticum urartu, 1989 nucleotides long. Its product is annotated as Protein kinase superfamily protein. The record is from RefSeq and is a predicted model, not a curated record. Gene Ontology annotation, biological process: protein phosphorylation. Lineage: Eukaryota; Viridiplantae; Streptophyta; Magnoliopsida; Poales; Poaceae. Gene Ontology annotation, molecular function: ATP binding; protein serine/threonine kinase activity.